AUGGGUCGCCGUUGUGAAGGCGCCUCGCCGUGCACCUGCCAGGCACAGCUGAUUGGAUCAUCGCCAGCAUCAGCACCAACAUGGCUGCCCCGGUGAGGAUGGCGCGUCUCUCCCUCGCCGCCCGGCGUGUGUGUGCCUGCCAGCCCCGCAGAGGGCUGCAAGGGCUGUCGGCAGCGGCAGCCACAGCGAGGACACACUCCCCUACAGGCAGGCAAAGGCAGCUGGUCCUGUGUGUGGCUCCCCCCCCGCUGGUGGUGGCGGUCCGGCACACCAGCUUCUUCAACAAGUUGACGGCAGAUCAGCUGUGGAAGGGGGUGACCAGCGUGAGCAAUGCAGGCAAGAAGCAAGGUCGAGGGAAGGGGGUGGGCAAGCGCCUGGCAAAGAACCUCAACCGUGGCCAGGUCAUUGGUGUGGGAAAGGAGAACAUGGUGUGGCCGGGCCUGAACUCACCCAUCCUGCGCGGCCGAGAGUUGGUCCAGCAGCAGCUCUUACCGAGGGACGAGGAGAGGGAGGCCAAGCUGAUCAAGAUGCGGGACUCCAUGGGACGGUUCCGCUCCCUCCAGCUUGACCCCAUGGAGCGAGGCUGGAGUGGGACCAGGAUGCCGGGGCGCAGUAUUGGUCCUCCUGAUCCUAUUGGGGAAGACAACUUCGAGGGCUUUGACACCAAGGUUCUGGAGCUGAAGGUGGUGACCUGCAUGACGGCAAUCUUUGGCCGGAAGCGACGCAUGAGUGUCUUCGCAGUGACAGGCAACGGCAACGGACUGGCUGGCUUCGCGCUGAGCAAGGCCACCACUGCCCACGCCGCCCUCCGGAAGGUGAAGAACAGGGCCGGGCAGAAGCUCCUCUACAUCCACCGCUAUAAUAACCACACAGUGCUACAUGACUUCUUCUCCCAGUACGGCAAGACCAAGAUUUACGUCCAGAAGAUGCCGGAGGGGUACGGGCUGGUGUGCCACCGGGCCAUCCGCACCAUAUGCCAGGUGGUGGGCAUCACUGACCUGUACGCCAAGGUGGAGGGCUCCUGCAAUGUUCAGAAUAUGACCAAAGCCUUCUUCCUGGGGCUGAUUAACCAGAAGACACACCAGCAGCUGGCCAACGAGAAGAAGCUGCAUCUGGUGGAGGUGCGCGAGGAGAGACACAACUUUCCGCAGGUGGUGGCAUCGCCCGAGGACGGGGAGGUGCGGACUAGGGCGGAGAUACCCCAAGAGGAGGAGAUGGACUUUACCAGGCACAUACUGGACGGGCGAGUGCGGUUGGUCAAGAAGAAGUACCCGCCCUUCUACUCCAAGUACUACAGUUACGAGAUCCACAUGAAGAGCUUUGCUAAACGGAGAAACCACGAGAAGAUAAAAUUGGACAUGAAAGUGAAUGAAGGUGAGGUCAGGAGUUUCUACACAGACAAGUACCCCGAGUGCAGGCCAGGCCCACCCAAGAGGGAGAGAGAGGAGGAGGCUGAGAUGUAGGAUGUGUGGGAUGAGGAAGAAUAUGAUCAAGGAGAAAAGAUAGAGGAGGAGGAGGAGGAGGAGAAAGAGCACUGAAGAGGGUAUAGUCAGUAGGAGAAGGUGAUGGCACAGAGUUAGGAUAUGAUCGAGGGAGAAAGGAUGAAGAGAUGGACACAAGAGGAGGAGGAAGAGGAAAAGGGUAUGGUUAGGAGUGAAGGAAGAGGAGGAGAAGGUGAUGAUGUAGGAUGUGAAGGAAAGUAUGAGGGAGUGAUUGCAGAAUGAGAAGUGAAGGAAGAUCAUAGGAAGAAGAAUACAAAGGAGGAAUGUUGAAGAGGAGAAAGAAAGAAGAGGCAAAAAAAAAAGGAAGAAAUAUAAGUGAAGAGGAGGAGGAGUUUGUCAAGAGAGAGAGAGAGAGAGAGGUAUCAAUGCUAUCAGUGGUUUAUCUUUAUCUACCUUCCUUUACCUUAAUCUGCUUACCUAAUGACAUUCACAGUUUGAAAAAGCUUAGGUAAGGAGAAGAAAGGUAAUGGUGUGAUAGGAAGGAUAAUGGCUGAAUGUGUUAAUAAGAAGAGGGAUUACAUGGUUAUUUGAAUCUGUUAAAUGGUUAUGGACAAAUAGGAAGAGGAAAGGAGUUAAUGGAGGUAGAGUUAUGGUAGGUAAUGGCAUGGUAGAGAUAACAGGAGAGGAGUUAAUAGGGAAAAUAAUGGUAGGUGGAGAUGGGUACGAAAAAGAAAAUAGGAUAAAAGAAAACAAGGGAAGGGAAGUUAAUGGGGAAAUAAUAGUAGGUAAUGGUUUGGUUAUUAAUGAAGAUGGUAGAACAUUUAGCAGGGAAAGUAACGGUAGCUGAAGAUGGGUGAAAUACUGGAUAUGGAUACGAUAACAAAAAUGUGAUGAAGGAAAACAAGGGAAAAUAAGUUAAUAGGCAAGUAAUGGUUUGGUGGUUAAUGGAAAUGGUAGGACAUGAGUUAAUAAGAAAAAUAAUGGUAGAUGGGGAUGCAUGAAAUAGAGGAUAUGGAUACGAUUAGGGAAAAUAAGUUAAUGGUUUGGGGAUUAAUGGAAAUGGUAGAACAUGGGUCAGUAAGGAAAAUAGGUGGUUGAGUGAAAUGGAGGAUAUUGAUAAGAGAACAAAAAUGGGGGAAUGGGAGUUGAUAGGAAAAAGAAAUGGUAAAUGGUGUAGGAUGUGAAGGAGAGAUAGGAAGAAUGACACGUAGGUAGAGGAUAAUUAAAAAAAAAAAAAGGAUGAAAGCAAAAUAAAUCUGAAGGAAAAGGAAAAAGGUCAAGGGUAAAAAAAUGAAUUAGGAAAGUUUAAAAUGACACAGGUGGACUUGAUGGAUGAUUAUUGGUCAUGAAUUGAUUUAGUAAAGAUGUGUACUGUAAAUGCAUUCAUGUUGUUAUGUUAAUUAUUACUUGUAUAUAUACUUAUGCACUUUGUAAUAAAAGAUUGUACAUUG
Molecule: messenger RNA, 2893 nt
Organism: Eriocheir sinensis (Chinese mitten crab)
Lineage: Eukaryota; Metazoa; Arthropoda; Malacostraca; Decapoda; Varunidae
Gene: mRpS5
Product: 28S ribosomal protein S5, mitochondrial-like
Exons: 9
Coding region: 81-1463 (460 amino acids)
Biological process (GO): translation
Cellular component (GO): ribosome
Molecular function (GO): RNA binding; structural constituent of ribosome
Source: RefSeq, a predicted model, not a curated record